AUGGGUCCCAAGGCGCCUCCUUCCCUUUGCGCCAAAAUGGUGUUAUGCUAUUGGCUGGAUUUGAGAACGCAACGCUACCUUGGCAGCGGCCGCAGCGGAGAUGCGCCUAACAAUUUCCGCUCCAGAGUCCAGACUGUCCAGAUGUCAUCCGAACUUUCGGACGAACUGGAAGCUGCCCACUGUAGAACCAUACCUAACAAACCAUUAUUGUACGUCAACCCGAAAAGGAUGAAGAAUAUCGUCGCUGUUUUCGUUGCAGCGGUCUUGUUGCUGCCCUUUGCAGCGGCUUUGCCAAUGCCAAUGCCAAUGCCCGCCCCAGCCGAUGGAUUCGUACCACAGGAAUUGCAAGAUAGCGCUACCCAGGAGAGAUUGAAAGAAAUGGCAAAGCUGACGGGUAUCAUCAGCAACUUGGCGGACUUGCAUGAGUUUGACAAAUGA
Molecule: messenger RNA, 438 nt
Organism: Neurospora tetraspora
Lineage: Eukaryota; Fungi; Ascomycota; Sordariomycetes; Sordariales; Sordariaceae
Exons: 5
Coding region: 1-438 (145 amino acids)
Source: RefSeq, a predicted model, not a curated record